Molecule: messenger RNA, 2308 nt
Organism: Thamnophis sirtalis
Lineage: Eukaryota; Metazoa; Chordata; Lepidosauria; Squamata; Natricidae
Gene: RPA2
Product: replication protein A2
Biological process (GO): DNA replication; nucleotide-excision repair; double-strand break repair via homologous recombination
Cellular component (GO): nucleus; chromosome, telomeric region; DNA replication factor A complex
Molecular function (GO): single-stranded DNA binding
Source: RefSeq, a predicted model, not a curated record
UACGCGCGAGAGCGAAAGCGAGCUGUUCGUGGGCGUGAGAAAGGCGGCGUUGAGCGCGAAGACUUUCCACGCGUGGGUCCCCCUAUUUCUGCAGCAUGUGGUCUGGUCACGGAGGUUUUGACGGCAAUUAUGGCAAUGUUAGCUAUACACAGUCUCCUGGAGGAUUUACAUCACCUUCUGCAACCCAAAGCGAAAAGAAAUCAAGGUCAAGAGCUCAGAAUAUCGUUCCCUGUACAGUAUCACAACUAUUUUCAGCUGAACAAGUGGAUGAUGUUUUCAGGGUCCGCGAAGUUGAACUUUCACAGGUUAUUAUUGUGGGCAUAAUCAGGCAUGCUGAAAAAGCUCCAACGAAUAUUCUCUACAAAGUGGAUGACAUGACUGCAGCCCCGAUGGAUGUGAGACAGUGGGUCGACACGGAUGAGGAAGGUAGUGAAAAUGUGGUUGUUCCACCAGGAACCUAUGUAAAAGUAGCUGGCCAUCUGCGAUCUUUCCAGAACAAGAAGAGCCUGGUUGCAUUCAAGAUUAUACCCCUGGAAGAUAUGAAUGAAUUUACUACACAUCUGCUUGAAGUUGUCAACGCACACAUGAUCCUCAGAAAAAGCAACAUGCCCCAACCUACAAAAAUGCCUCAGCCCUUUGGUGUAUUUGAGACGAGCAAUAUUUCAAAUGCUGGAGGAAAUGAUACUUUAACAAUGCAUGGUCUUACACCACACCAGUGUCAGGUUCUGAAUUUGAUUAAAAGCUCCAUGACAACCGAAGGGAUAAGUCUCCAUGAUCUGAAAACUCAGUUGCAUAAUAUUAAUCUACAAACACUCAAGAAAGCUGUUGAGUUUCUCAGCAGCGAGGGACAUAUAUACUCCACUAUUGAUGAUGAACAUUUCAAGUCUACAGAUGCUGAUUAAGGUCUGAUUGAUUUAUAAUAAUCUGGGUCCAAAGUUUUAACAGAUCCAAGACUGUUUUGCCUGAUUUGAGUCGCAAAGUACUCUUGAUGUGACACAAGGCUGAAUGGGACAUGUGGACAUGUUUAGAACAGAUGCCUCUGUCCAGCUGUUUUGUGGGAAAGAGGUUGCCAUGGUUUAAGACUCAGCUUUUGUGCCUUUUUUGUAAAUGGAAUCAUCCUUUAAAAAAGUAUUUUUUUACCCAUAUAGCAGUAGUUUAUUCGCAGUAGAUAUUCAAUCUGAGAUGCUUUGCAUUUCACAAAAAUUUUGAAAUGUGAAAAUGUUUUAAAUUUGCACCAACUUGUUUUCUUCUAGCUAAAUACUAUACUAUACAAUUUUGUACACCUGAAGCCCCCCAUAACUUUGUAUAAUCACAUUAUGCAUCCUUGUACAAUGUUGAAUUUUGCCUAACUCAGAAAUCCUACUUACAUAAUUAUGUAAUUUGAUUUGGGGAUAGAUUUUUUUUUUCUCACUGCAAACAGUAGGUUAAGAUUUACUCUUAGUUUAAAAGUUUUAUUUUAAAUUCAGGAGCAGAAUUAACACAUAACCUGGAAUCUGACUUCAUUGUUUGUUCAGUAAUUAUAGAUAACCAGCAUGUACAGAGACAUUAAUGUAGUUUACAUAUUCAAAUUCUGGCUGAAAAUGUAAACAUUUGUGAGUUAAGAAGAAAAUGUUGACAUAUAAUACAUGUAGAAAAUAUAAUAAAAUCUGAAAAUAUCCUUGUGUAAUUAGUCUGAAAGUAUGUUAAAAGAAUAAUGUAAAAGCUUGGUUAGAAUUGCAAGGCCAAAAUGCCAUUUUUUAAACUCCUGGGGUUUAUAUAUCCCAGGGGUUAAAUGAUAAAGAGUUUUUGAUUUUGUAUGGUGAUUUAUUCCUUUCAAAACACAUGUUCUGUUUUAAAUUUAAAUCUUUCUAAUUCUAAUAAAUUGGAAGGAUGAGGUUUUUUUUUAAAAUCAAAUGUUUUCCAAACCACUAUUUGUUCAAUUUAAAACCUAUCUUACCUCCAUUAGUUCAAACAACAUAUUGACCUUUCUCUUAUUUUUCCCAUCCUCAACAACCAUCCUGUGAGGAAAAUUGAAUAAAAUAAUUCAUCCCAAGUCACUCUGAGUUUCCAUGAAUGACAAUGGAUCAUCUUAACUCAACAUUUGAACUUUGUGAUGGAAUGUACCAAGGAGAUAAAUUCAGAGAAUGGAGCGGUUGCAGUCCAGAGUAGAAAGAGGCAACACAGUUUGGGUGUGGGGUGUGAGAGAGGGAGGUUGAAGACAGCCCCUCCCUAAUAGUUCACAGAAUAUAUGGUAGAUGCAGGUAAGAUUGCUUAGUCUGGCAAGAUUAUAUCUAUAGGUGUGAAAACAAUAAAAUAACUUAGUUGGGAA